Molecule: messenger RNA, 1374 nt
Organism: Tigriopus californicus
Lineage: Eukaryota; Metazoa; Arthropoda; Copepoda; Harpacticoida; Harpacticidae
Product: beta-1,3-galactosyltransferase 1-like
Exons: 4
Coding region: 52-1299 (415 amino acids)
Cellular component (GO): membrane
Molecular function (GO): hexosyltransferase activity
Source: RefSeq, a predicted model, not a curated record
UUGAUUUUCACCUUCAAUGCUUUAAACCGCGAAGUCCAACCAACAGGCUCCAUGAAUGAUCCUAAUAUACCCAGCAAGACGAUAAAGGGUUCAGAAUCAAAAUCAGAUGAAAAGGUGUUGAACGUGAACCAUCACUCUUUGCGGGAAGCUAUUAUGAGCCAAGUAGGACAAGAAGUGGUGAAAGUCGCAGCCAAAAGCCUAUCAGCCAGAACGGUCAAAUAUGUUCAUUUCACCUAUGGCGAUCCGAAGGCCUACCAAGGUCCAAUUGUGGAUGGUUGGCCCCCUGGGAAAGAGAGGAACCUUCCCAGAUACCUGAACGGUAAGGAGCGUCCAUUUUUGAUCCAACCAAAUGAAGGACGGAAUGUAUCAGGAGACGUUUUAUUCAUGAUACACUCAUCACCUGAGAAAAUGUCCAUGAGAGAUGGGGUGAGGAAGACUUGGUUCUUCUAUCAAAGCUUUUGGAAAACAAGGAUGACGGCCUUAUUCAUUGUGGGCCUUCACAAAGAUCCUAGUAUAAAUCAACGGGUUCGGGAUGAAGCGGAAACCUAUGGGGAUAUUGUUCAAGCUAACUUCGAUGAUCACUACAACAACCUCACCAUCAAAUCCCUGUUUUGUUUCAAGUAUGCGAUUGAAACUAAAUGGAUUAAACCGCCAGAAUUCCUGUUCAAAGUGGACGACGACUCAUUUGUGAAUGUGGCCCAUUUAGAGGAACUAUUGAACAAGUUGGGUAGCAAUCCCAAGAAGCUGCUCAUUGGCCAUUUGUUACCUAACAAUCCCUUGCCCAAAUUGGUGCUACCUGCCGAAAAGGAUAAUAACUUUACCAAAAAAUGGGUGUCACCUUCCUACAUGUUCAAUGGGCCCGUUUAUCCACCUUUUGUCAGUGGAUCGGGUUACUUCAUGAGUAUGGAUGCCGUGCAUUGUAUUUACAAUGAGGUUUUGAAGCUCCCCUUCUUUCACCUGGAGGAUGUGCUCAUUACCGGAUUUGGCGCCCAGAACUGCAAUAUCACCCUCACGGACUCGAACCAAUUCUUCGCUGGCCCUCCGUUGGUGUCCGACAUCGUGUCGGACGACAUCAUGGUCCACUACACCAACAGCUACACAAAGAACAUCCUGCUCAAAAUGGCUUUGUUCGACUUCUUGCAAGCCAAGUACAAUGCGCUCAUUGCCCAACUUGGGUCUAAAACUGACGAGAAACCAUGGAAUUUGCCAUCAAACUACUACUUCAACACAACGAUGUUUCAAGAAGAAUAUGUUGGACGGAUACCUAAAGCUGAACUCGAAGCCAAAAAGAAAACUUGACUGUCAUGUCAUUUAGAACAACUUGAAAUAGUGUCAAAAAUGCCAAUACACUUGGUUACAAAUUGGAUAUGAAAG